Saccoglossus kowalevskii is the source of this 2027-nucleotide messenger RNA. RefSeq names its product protein lifeguard 2. Gene Ontology annotation, biological process: negative regulation of apoptotic signaling pathway. NCBI's taxonomy places the organism in Eukaryota, Metazoa, Hemichordata, Enteropneusta, Harrimaniidae. The record is from RefSeq and is a predicted model, not a curated record. Gene Ontology annotation, cellular component: membrane; endoplasmic reticulum; Golgi apparatus.
GCUAAUAUUCAUCACAGGUGCUUUGAACAAUCAUGACGUCAAAGCCAGAAGAGUAUCCACCACCACCUCCGUAUACGUACGGGACCGAUGGUCAGCCGUCCGCAGCAUAUUACUACGGUGCACAGCCUCCUGUUAAUAACGUCAACUACGGGUGGAAUGACCCGACAAAUGGAGGUUACAACGAUCCGGAAACACUUGCGUUGAAAUCAGAGCCAGUGCCUCCCCAAGAAAGCAAUGGAACCACGGGACAUGGCGAUGGUUUCACCACGGCUGAACGAUUCGCUGAUGAUACUGUACGAAGAACGUUCAUUAGAAAGGUGUACGGCGUAUUGACAGUUCAACUGAUUUUUACGUUUGCGGUCGUCUGUGUAUUCACAUUCGUUGAUGACGUCAGAUUGUGGGUCCACCGCCAUUAUGGAUUUUUCAUUUUAUCUUUUGUCGUGUUCCUGGUGGUUUACCUUGUUAUUGCAUGUGUGGAGUCUCUUCGUCGUAAGCAUCCAAUUAACAUAAUUAUGCUGAUUUUACUGACUUUAUCGUUAUCGUACAUGGCAGGCGCAAUCGCAAGCUAUUACAGUACUCUGUCUGUUGUCGUCUGCAUUGCCAUAACGCUGGGUGUGUGUAUAGGUGUUGUGAUAUUCAGUGCACAGACAAAGUUCCAGUUCACAGCUUGCGUUGGCGUAGUUUACGUGCUGACUUUGACAAUAUUAAUAUUUGCUUUCAUCGCCAUAUUUACGUUUUGGUGGAUUAGUGAUGUGCUGAUUGGCCUAUUGGUGGCAACCCUUCUUGUACUGUGGUUGGCUAUCGAUACACAGCUUAUCUGUGGCGGAACAAGACAUGACCUGACUCCCGAAGAAUACAUAUUUGCAGUAACAUCGUUAUAUACCGACAUUAUCUUCAUAUUUCUUAUCUGUUUAUCCCUGUGUGGGAGGCCGUAGUUUUCAAGGAGUAAUCUUUAGUAAUUCUCGCACUUUAUCACUUCCACAAACCGCGACAAACGCAUAAUGGGUAAAAUCAAUCAAGUUCCAGUAUCGCACAGACCAUCUUUUUGUCUCAUAGCGUUUGGAUUUGCGGGAGAUGUGGGGAAUACUACAUUGUAGUAAUAAUCAAUCGUCUGGACUCGCUUUUAUUUUAAAAUACCGUGGGCCACGGUGAUUCGGUUAAUUCAAAUGCGUUAGCGAAAGAAAUUCUUACACUCAUAAUAAGCUAAUACCUUCGUUAAAUAGAGUUGGUCGUCGUGCCGCGCAUGUGCGACAUUUUUGUUGAUAAACAUUGAUUUUCCCACAAUACGCCUUUUUAAUGAAAUCACGAGUGCGAGAUUUGACCUGGGUGUCACUUGCACUAAUUACCGCCGGCGACUUGUUCGAUACCUUCCAAUCACCUAAAAAAUACCUAAUUAAAGAUUUGUAACUGUUCAGCUUGUAUUCGUUGGUGUGCGCAACAGUCAAAGUCGCCAUCUUUGUUUAAAUGAGCCCCAUAUAUCGCGCAUGCGUGGAGCGAUGACCACCGUACUUUAACGUUCGGACUCACUGAAGGAAUUUGAAAUUUAAAUAUUUAUAAAUACGUCGCAUACAAGUAUCAAGACCACAAUAAAUAUGUGUGAAUGAUCUUAGAGUGCAAAUAUAAAAGAGGGUGGUCGUCGCCCGCAUCGCGUUUGAUGUGUAACUAUACCAGACAAACUAUUAACAAAGGGCGGUGAUCGCCGCGCAGUGUUAUCUUCCCAUCGUACGCGAAAUUCGAAUACUCGCUGCGUGAAGACCACAGUCCUUUUAAUUUGCUGCACACGUGUACGGCAAUAGUAUUCAUGUGAUUUACCUUACCAAUAGUAAAUUAAUUAACAUAUUUCGUAAUAUUAUUCUCUCCGUUCGUGUCUCUACAGUUAUCUCCUAUAUAAUAUUCGGGCAGUUGAAGUGCCCACAUUUUGGUUUCGAUCGUGUUUCUUUUGGCGCGAACGCCAGUGUCCAUUGUGAAAUAGUACAUGGAAUAACGCUGCAUACGUUACUCGUGCGUUUGAGUGUGUCUCGAGGAGG